GGGGAAGGUUCUUUGUAUCAAAAUUUGAAGCCAUAAACAUGGGACUAAAAGAUAUCCACUUUAAGCUUAAGGCGUUUAAGCUAAGAAGAUUUAGGUUUGGUGAUGGUGGGAGCAAGAAAAGAGAGAAUGGGGUUAAGAAGAAGCCUUCAUGGAUGAUGCCAAUCUCUCAUGGCUACCAUGUGGUAGAAAAUAAGUCGGUGAGAGGCGGCUCCGAUGAGCCGGAUUUCGAUACGGUGGUGGUUCAAAGGGAGCAAUUUGAUGAACUUGAGUUAUGGUUCUUUGGAGUUUUUGAUCCUAGGAUUGGUGAUGGAGUUACCAAGUAUAUUCAAUCUCAUUUCUUUGAUAAGAAGCCUAAACAGUCUCAAAUAAACAAGAAGACCAAAGAGAUAAUGAAGAAGGCAUAUCUGGGAGCAAGAGCAAAGGCAAGGGAGGCACAAAAAAAAGACGAGACGUUCCAAACCGAGUCGGCAUCUGCGAUGCUUAUCAAUGGAGAAAAGCUUGUGAUGGCCAACCUAGGUGGCUAUAGAGCCGUUGUAUGUAGAAAUGGUGUGGCUCAUCAACUGAACAGCAAGCACCAUGGUGGAGCUAGAAGACAUUGGACUCGCAAACUAUUUCCAGUACGCAUAUUAGCUUGCGAUUCAAGUAAUGUAACAGCAAUACGGCACCCCAGAAGCUCGGAACUUGUUGUCGGGGCCGAAAAGCUCAAUGCCGAGACCGAAUUCAUCAUUAUAGCAAGCACUGGAAUCUGGGAGGUGAUGAAAAAUCAAGAAGCUGUGAAUCUCAUCAGGCAUUUAGAGGAUCCACAACAAGCAGCCGAGUGCUUAACAAAGGAGGCUUUAACAAGAAUGAGCAAAAGCAAUAUAUCAUGUGUCAUCAUUCGUUUUGAUUAAUACUAUUUUUGUUUUCAUCUAUAGUUUGGGUAUCAUCCAUUAAUAUGUAUCAAUAAACCUGAGAAUUUCAAUUGAAACUUUCAAGAAA
Gossypium arboreum is the source of this 978-nucleotide messenger RNA. RefSeq names its product putative protein phosphatase 2C-like protein 44. Gene Ontology annotation, molecular function: protein serine/threonine phosphatase activity. Lineage: Eukaryota; Viridiplantae; Streptophyta; Magnoliopsida; Malvales; Malvaceae. Gene Ontology annotation, cellular component: cytosol; nucleus. The record is from RefSeq and is a predicted model, not a curated record. The coding region runs from base 39 to 890 and encodes 283 amino acids. The transcript has 6 exons. Gene Ontology annotation, biological process: protein dephosphorylation.